Messenger RNA from Amphibalanus amphitrite, 4577 nucleotides. RefSeq lists its product as uncharacterized. The record is from RefSeq and is a predicted model, not a curated record. Lineage: Eukaryota; Metazoa; Arthropoda; Thecostraca; Balanomorpha; Balanidae. The transcript is spliced from 21 exons. The coding region runs from base 222 to 3476 and encodes 1084 amino acids.
AGUCGCGUCAUCCGCCGCACGCCGCGCGCACGGCUGUUGGAGAACCGGACAGCCGCCGCGGACGGUCCGCCAACUAACCUGACCGGUCAGCGGUCUCCGAGUGGUGCGGCCGCAGACUGAGCGCGGAGAGCGCGCUGAGAGGAGCGCGCGGGCACAACCCGUCCGUGCCCAGUGUCUGUGAGAGGAUCGGCCGGCCGCGCUGACGAGGCCCCGCCGGGACCAUGGUGGCCGGCGCGAUGGUAGCCGGGACGCUGAUGGUCAUGAGCGCGAUACUGCAGACGGCGGCAGACAGAGACUGUUACCGUCCGCUGGCGUCCGGCCGGCGGCUGGGAGUCCAGUUUAUCUCGCGGCGUUACAGUGAGACCACGCUGGACGAGUGUGCCGACAAGUGUCUGAGGUCGGAGACGACCUGCCGCGCCUUCAGCUACCGACAGCCGGACACGGUGGUGAACGGCGUGUCCGUGGACCUAAACUGCGAGCUGACCACCACCCCCGUGAACGGCAUCGAGCGGAUGCUGACGGUGGACGCCGACUAUCAGACGUUCGAGCCGGUACAGAGCGCCGCCUGCCGCACCACGCUGCCCGGCAGCUCCGGCAACUCGGCCGUCGAGAGCAGGGACUGUUUCCGUCGCGUGAUCACCGGCCGGCGCCUGCCCACCGGCUCCGUCCGCUACUCGCUCCGUUCCAGCUCCCUCAGCCGGUGUCAGCAGAGCUGCCUAGACGCAGACUUCUUCUGCACCGUCUUCUCAUACAAGACGGAGUACGACACGAACGAGAUCAACUGCGAGCUCUCCGCUGAGGAGGACUGGGAGACCUCGCUCGAGUCGGCCACACUGUUUGACACUUACGAGCGCGAGAAGACGCCCGAGUGUGGCUACUACGGCGGCUCCGGCUCCGGUGGCUCCGGUGGCUCCGGAGGCAGGGACGACUGUUUCCUGCUGGCGGAGCGGGGUCGUGCCAUCGACGUCCAGGACGUCACCCGUCAGGUGGCCUCCGAGAGCCUCCGCCGGUGUCAGCGGGCCUGCAGCCAGGCGCCGUUCGGCUGCCAGGCUCUCAGCUAUAGGCGGGCCGACUACUCUGGUGACCGCAACUGCCAGCUGUCGGGUCGCUCGGGCCGCCUGCACACGGUCCCCCAGAGCGAGUACAGCACCUACCGACGCGGCUACGGACGCGAGUGUGACGAUCCGGGCAGCGGCGGAGGCGGGAGCAGUGGCGGAUCGUCAGGAAUGAUUCGCUGUUUCCGACUGAACGCGCCCGACUCGCGACUGCGGAUCAGUAAUGUGAUCAGAAACGUGAUGACCACGACCGUGCAGAACUGCGCAGAGGCCUGCAAGAUCACCGACGGAUGCCGAUCAUUCAGCUACAGACGGGACACGGCCGGCGCUCAGCUCAACUGUGAGAUGGCCCGCGUGGCGGUACGCUCGGCCGACGACAGAGCGGUGGAGCCCGAUCAGCUUUACGACACGUACAGCCGGGAGUACGGAGCCGCCUGCCAGACCGGCGCCGGAGGCGGUACCGGUACCGGUACCGGUACAGGCAGCUCAGGUGGCUGUUACCGGCUGGUGAGCAGCCGCAGUCGCCUGCAGCGGAGCCGCAUUGACGCCGUGUUCAGUGCCAUGUCCCGCACCGAGUGUGAGCGCAUCUGCUACAUGUCCUACACGGGCUGCCGCUCCUUCAGCUACAUGUCCCAGGCGAGACGGAACAACUGCGCCGUGUCUCGGGAGGACGCCUACCCCAGUCGACUGGAGCCGGACUCGCGCGCCGACACCUACCAGCGUGACUUCAGUCGGGCCUGCGACUUCGAGACCGAGGAGGGCAACGACGACGAGUGUUUCCGGCUGCUGACGCGGGACGCGCGCGUGUCCAACUCCCGCACGGACAACUCUGUGCAGGCGGGCUCCCUGCUGGCCUGUCAGCAGGAGUGCCGCCGCACCGGCUGCGAGACUCUCAGCUACCGACGCUCGUCGUUCGUGGGCGAGACCAACUGCCGCCUGAGCCGGGACCUGCUCGACUCCCGCGACCUGAUACCGGAGAACGAGCACGACACGUACACGCGUCUGCCGAGCACCCGGUGCGACGGCCGGCCGCCACCGGGACCGCCCGGACCGCCCGGUCCCGGACCGUCCGGUCCGCCCGGACCGCCCGCCAACACCGGGCUCUGUUUCCGGAUGGUGAUGCCCGAUGCCCGGCUCCGCGACAACUACGUUCUGGGGGUGGUCCAGGUCACUGACCUCAGACAGUGCGAGGACGAGUGUCUGCGGCUCAGAGACUGCGGCAUCUUCAGCUUCAGACGGACGUACAGCCGGACGGACAACUGUCUACUGAGCCGCGGACUGGGUCAGGGCGGCGUGCGGGACCUGCUGCAGCCGGAGUUCGGAUGGAGCUCCUACCAGAGGGACGGACGGUGCCAGGGACCGGGAGGACCGCCUCCACCGCCGCCGUCCGGCCCCGGAGCCUGGACCAGCGGGCCGCCGAGCGGCUCCGGCUCAGGAUGUUACCGGCUGCAGCGGCGGGACACGCGGCUGGAGAACCACAUCCUGGAGGUGAUCAACUCCCGCGAGCUGAGAGACUGUGAGGAGUCGUGUAACCGGGACCGGCGCUGCGUCUCCUUCAACUUCCGGAGUGACCCGGUGGAGACGGUAUGCGAGCUGACCGACAUGGACAGCUACGCGGCCGUCGCCCAGUUCCGGCCCAUCUCCGGCUGGGACUUUUACGAAAAGGACGCGUCCUCGUACUGUUCAGGCUGGGAUAACGACUACUUCGACCAGCACAACUUCGGGUAUCCAUACUGUUCGGCCCGCGUUCAGGACAACUCUCUGCUGAACGUGAACGCCGUCCGACGCGACAUCACCGCCCGCAGUCUGGCCGAGUGUGAACAGGCGUGCCGCGACGAGCGCGCCUUCCGCUGCGAGACGUUCUCGUUCGGCGUGCUGCCCGGCGGCCGGGCGUUCUCCUGCCACCUCACCGACCUGCGUGUCAGCGAACUCUCCCCGAGGGAUAUCGAGCCGGCGCCCAGCUUCGAGAUCUACGACUUCCACGGCAACGGCCGCGAGUGUGACCGGCCCAACGACCAGUACGACUUCAGGCACGGCGCGCUGGAGACGAGCUCGGGUCGCUCGUGUGUGCGCGGCCCGUGCCGGAUCGACCGCUCCGGCGGCUACUGGUACUGCUUCACGGACGUGGCAGAGGCCGUCUGGGACUACUGCUGCGACCCCGACAGUCAGUGCCAGCACGACGCCAGGAUGGACAUGCAAACGUGUUUUGUGACGCAGGGCCGCGGCCUGUACCGUAAUGCCGGCCUGGAUACGGCGUGGCGGCCGUGCUCGUACCGCCCCGGCCGGUACGCCUACCUCACACGGAACGGUACCGACCACGUGGUACCGGAAGACACCGCGGCCAACGCCACCGACACCGCGCAGAACAGCCUCCUGGAGCCCAUCGACCUGACCGACGAGCGCGACAAGAGUCGUAACUGAGCGCGACAAGAGUCGUAACUGAGCGCGGCGAGAGACUGAGCGCGGCGGGAGUCGUAACUGAUCGCGCGAGGAGCGGAGAAUGACCGCAUCGAGAGUUGUAACUGAGCGCGCCAAGAGUCGUAAAUGAGCUCCAGGAGUCGUAACUGAGCGCGAAGAGAAGAGACUGAGCGCACCAAGACCGCGACUGAGCGGCGACGAGCGCCAAGAGUGGGGACUGAUUCUCCGUGCGUGUUAUGUCGGCAUCAAACUGUCGAGGACUAAAGCGCCACGUUGGGAUUAAGCAGGGGCCACGUACGAGAGGCGAGUCAGAUCGCAUGACCCGCUGGAGUGAGGUGUGAGGACGAGCUAGGAGGCCAAGUGCAGCAUGAUCGCCUUGUGCUCGUGAGAGAAGAAGACCAAUAGGAGCGCGCCGGGGAGGGUAACUCUGGGUGCCAGCUGGACGCCACUGAGAAUCUCGUGUACACCAAAGCGAUGCGGGACCGCGCCGUGCCGCGCGAUUAGUGAGAACGCGGAAUCAUGUUCAUGUGUAGUAAGUGGCGUAACGCCGACAGAUUUAAGAUAUUUUAGUAAGACGGCUGGUCGGUCAUGAGUACGUAACGCGAGAAAUUCGCGUCAGGGUGCGCCACAAGCCGCGCAGAGCGUACAUUUUGCAACAAGUUAUUGUCCACAGCCAACGGGACGACAUUCAUAUCAUGACUCAUGAAAGUAUGCACUGUUGUCCAUCGCCUUUGCACGUGAUCAUGAGCGCCUGUUCGUAUCCUGUCUGCACCGCCACUGCCUGUCUGCGCUGUCACCGCUGCUGCUCGCUCUGUGCAGAGCUGGCCUUCAACCAGAGCUCUCUCAUACUGAAUGUAGUCUGUGCCCGGCGUGUAUGUGUUUCAGUGUCGCUACCGUGCCUAUCCAUCCGUCCAGUAAGUUUAUAAAGUCGCGGCCAUACUCCGCGGUCAUACCGACCUGGUUUGGUAUGCCCAUACUGAGGUGGCACGCUCCCUCGACUCGGUGUAUACCGCGGUCGCCCAGUCUUAUCUGGGUCUGAACUCUGAACUCACGGCGGGAUGACUGCGUAUUGCAGCUUCGGACCAAUACAGUCGAGACGAUGCC